Molecule: messenger RNA, 402 nt
Organism: Eriocheir sinensis (Chinese mitten crab)
Lineage: Eukaryota; Metazoa; Arthropoda; Malacostraca; Decapoda; Varunidae
Product: ice-structuring protein 4-like
Exons: 2
Coding region: 1-402 (133 amino acids)
Source: RefSeq, a predicted model, not a curated record
AUGGUUAAGUUUGUCUCCCCCUCCAUCAUUCCUGUCGCCAUCGCCGCUGCCGCUGCCGUUGCCGUCGCCACUGCCAGCGGCGCCGUUGCCGCCGUCACCGCUGCUGCCGCCCCCGUCGCCGCUGCCGCCCCCGUCGCCGCUGAUGCCGCCGCCACUGCCAACGGCGCCGCUGCCGACGUCACCGCUGCUGCCGCCCCAGUCGCCGCUGCCGCCGCCACUGCCAGCGGCGCCGCUGCCGCCGUCACCGCUUCUGCCACUUUCGUCGCCACUGGCGCCGCCGCUGCUCUCGUCGCCGCCGCUCUCGCAGCCGCCGCCUCGGUUCACCCAAGCCUGAGGUGUGUAUUAUCGAGCGCUGGCAACCUGCUGCCCCACGGUGCGUCCGAUUGCGUGGAUAAUAUUUGA